CACCAUGUCCACUUCGUCGUCGUCGUCCUCCUGCAGUUCCUCUCAGACCCCUCACCCCCCGCCGCAGAGGAUGCGGCGCAGCGCCGCGGGCUCCCCGCCCGUAGCCGGCGCGAGCGGGAACGGGGCGGGCGGCGGCGGCGGCGGCGGCGGCGUGAGCUGCGCGCCCGGGGCGGGAGCCGGUCGGCUGCUGCAGCCCAUCCGCGCCACAGUUCCCUAUCAGCUCUUGCGGGGCAGCCAGCACAGUCCCACGCGCCCGCCCGCCCCCGCCGCUGGCGCCGCGGCGCUCUGCAGCCUCCCCGGGCCCGGCGCGGCCCACGGCCCCAGCCCGCCCAGCCCGACGCCGCCGCCGGCGCCUGCCACUACCGUCGUCACCCCGGCGGAGCUGGCGCCGCGGGCCAAGGGCCGCCCGAGACGGUCCCCUGAGAGCCAUCGGAGGAGCAGCUCACCUGAGAGACGGAGCCCCGGCUCGCCCGUGUGCAGAGUGGACAGGCCAAAAUCUCAACAGAUUCGCACCUCUAGUACAAUAAGGCGGACCUCUUCUUUGGAUGCGAUAACAGGACCUUACCUCACAGGACAGUGGCCACGGGAUCCUCAUGUUUACUACCCUUCAUGUAUGAAAGAUAAAGCUACUCAGACUCCUAGCUGUUGGGCAGAGGAGGGAGCAGAAAAAAGAUCACAUCAGCGUUCUGCAUCAUGGGGAAGUGCAGAUCAAUUGAAAGAGCAGAUUGCCAAACUGAGACAGCAGCUCCAGCGUAGCAAACAGAGUAGUCGUCACAGUAAAGACAAAGAUCGGCAGUCCCCUCUCCAUGGCAGCCAUGUAACAAUCAGUCACACUCAGGCUAUUGGAUCUAGGUCAGUCCCAAUGCCAUUGUCAAAUAUAUCAGUGCCAAAAUCAUCUGUUUCACGUGUGCCCUGCAAUGUAGAAGGCAUAAGUCCUGAAUUAGAAAAGGUAUUCAUUAAAGAAAAUAAUGGGAAAGAAGAAGUGUCCAAGCCUGUGGACAUACCAGAUGGUCGACGAGCUCCACUCCCCGCUCACUACCGGAGCAGUAGUACUCGCAGCAUAGACACUCAGACUCCUUCUGUCCAGGAGCGCAGCAGUAGCUGCAGCAGCCAUUCACCCUGUGUAUCCCCUUUUUGUCCUCCGGAAUCCCAGGAUGGUAGCCCUUGUUCAACAGAAGAUUUGCUCUAUGACCGUGAUAAAGACAGUGGAAGUAGCUCACCGUUACCCAAGUAUGCUUCAUCUCCCAAACCAAACAACAGCUACAUGUUCAAACGAGAGCCCCCAGAGGGAUGUGAGCGAGUGAAGGUCUUUGAGGAAAUGGCGUCUCGUCCACCUGUCUCAGCCCCUCUCUUUUCAUGUCCUGACAAAAACAAGGUUAACUUCAUCCCAACUGGAUCAGCUUUCUGUCCUGUAAAACUUCUAGGCCCUCUCUUACCUGCCUCUGAGCUGAUGCUCAAGAACUCUCCUAACUCUGCCCAGAGUUCUGCCUUGGCAACUCUGACCAUGGAGCAGCUUUCGUCCCGGGUUUCCUUCUCAUCUCUUUCCGAUGACACCAGCACAGUUGGCUCCCUGGAGGCUUCUGCCCAGCAGCCAUCCCAACAGCAGCAGCUUCUGCAGGACAUGCAGACUGAGGAACACAUCUCUGCCCAGAACUAUGUGAUCAUCUAAUGCAAAGGGGAGCUGGCCUCUGCCUACGUUCCAUAGACUGGGAGCAGGAUCUCAGACAUCUAUCUGCAUGAAGUGAUAAGCUUUCCAACCACCACCACCACCAAGAAAUACUUAGCAUCAUAAAAUAGCUCUUCACACUGAUCUUGGCAGGGACGGAACUCCUAUUCAGCAAUUUUUGUGAAAAGCAGUAACACUUGCAAAAUGUUUGUGUCAUUCAGCAUUUUAAGUGGAGACUAUGCAUUUCAUAGUGUGUUUGACAGAUAAGUACUGUGUCCUGUGUUUGUUCCAAAUUUUUCAGUAUAAAUAAGCUCUAUAUCAAAAAGUUGCCUGUCUACAUAGAAAAUGUCUUGCUGUGUCUUGUCCUAUGGAGAAUACUGUACUUCAGGAUUAUGUUUACAAUCAAUCCAGGUGUUUGUUUCUAACUUCUGUAAUACAUAUAAUGCAAAAAAAAAAAAAAAAAAGGCCACAACAGUUGCACAGUGCCCACCCUAUGGCCUAGCUUCAGGUACUUCAGUUGAAGUCUAAACUCAGGUAACUUGGAAUGUAUAUCAUAUCGGGAUAUUAAAUAAUUCACAGCUAAAAAGCUAAAGAGGGAACAUCACUCUUUUGCCUUUCCUUGUUUUAUGCAUUUCCCUUUCCUCAUUACAUUCCACAUUCUUAGAAGAAGUGCAUUCAGCCCUAGUAGAAUGAUAAUCCUGGACAUGAAGAGAACCAGCAAACCUGUGAUAUGUACAUCCCACUCUUGUCAUGUGGUUACUAGUAAAACAACUGUUGCAUUCAAGGUUUCACCAUGUGUAAAUGUGACUUUUUUAAAGGUUCAGAUGUUGCUUAGUUAAUGACUGUUACAAUGUUUCAAAUGAAGUGUUCAGUACUGGACUGUAUAUAAACAUUCCACAUCGUGUGAUGAAAUUUAAGGACAAGAGUGUCUAGGUUUAAUUUCAAAACAAAUGAAGUUUUGCAGGAGUAAGUAAUUAAGGGUUUUUGUUUAUAUUGGCCAUGAGGGUCAUAACUGCUACCAUUUUUAUCUAAAGACAUGUUCAUUUCACCCUUGGAAAUUCCUUAGUUUGCAGGUCAAAAAGUGACACACUUUCACUUACUUUUUCCCUCAGUUUAGGUGCAUGAGUUGCAUUCAUAUAGAAUAUGUGUGUCUGCAGUAUAAGAAAGCAGGUUAUUUGUUGACUUACAAGACCAAUAGAUUGAAGCUAUCUCAUUUAAUCUUCAUGUAAUACAUCAUGAAUAAUUUUGUUAAGACUUUGGAUGUGUGCAGUAGAGCAUAAGCCCAAGUAAAUAGCCUUGAACUUGCAAACUUGACAUAGUUCUCUCAAAGUAUAGAGAGAAGCCUAGAUACUCCUGACUGGUCAGUCGGAGAGCCUGACUUCCACACAUCAUUUUCUGCAACACAGAACAUGCCAAAAAUAAAGGGAAGCCUUUCCAUUUGUAUCCUGUUGCUUUCAGCUCAGCUAAACUCCAGAGUUUUCUCAUCUGCACCUAAAGUGUAUGGCACAAUUUUUUUCUUAAGAGUUACAGGCACAAGGUGCCAUGCCUAUAGUUAAAGGAAUGUUCCAGUUCCCUUCAGUCAUUCCUGUAUUUUCUUUGUUUUUUCUCUUUUUUUAAGGAAGUUGGAGAAGGAUAAGUUGAUAAGAAAGCAAGACCAUUUUAAGAAAUGCUAAAUGUAUGUAUGUGUGUAUGUGUGUGUGUGUAUGCGCGCGCGCAUGCACACUGUUAUUUUGUCAUGAUCUCAAUUCUUUCCACCAAAGUUUGUGAUAAUAUUCUCUCCUAAAGGUGCAUUCCAGCUCCUUUAAAUUAGUCAGUGUUAUAUCAUAGGAGGCUGUCAUGGAGAAAAGGACUCAGUUUACUUUUACCAUUUUCACAGGGGAACCUUUUAAAACAAUCUUUUCAGCAGCAGACACCUUUAACCCUAAUAAUCUCAGGCCUUGAUGAAAAUAUAUUUUGUAGAUUAUGGUUAAAGGGAGAAAAUUACUAGUUCUGUAAGAUAAAUAUGAGCUCCAUUUAACUUCUGAUAUCUGGUUUAGCAUUACAUGAUGUGUUGAUCUUAUGCUCUACUUUUGUCUAAGAUGCAGUAGUAUCAUUGUCAAUUUCAGAACGAUAGACGGAAUAUGUUUUUAUGGUGAUGAAAUCUGAUGUAUUAUAUUUAUAGUGAUGUGCUUUUAUUUUCUCAUGAGAAACUGAAUAUUAAUUGUGUUGUAAAUUUGUUCUUAGCAUAUAUUAAAGUUUUGAACCAAAUGUGGUAAAGCUUUUAUGCUUUGCCGUGUAAAUUUCUCAGAAGUUGUUGAGCUCAAAUGUAUCCUACAUCCAGCUGUAGAAAUUUGUCAGAAAUUGUUUAAAUUUUGUAUAUAGUUGUACUGUUUAAUUUUAGCCACUGCGCUGAACAGUAUUUGAGUUAUAUGAUAUGGCUUUACACGAGGAAAUGUGUGGCUUCUGUUUUGUAUUUUUUUCAGCAUAGAAGUUCUUGUGUCUUAUUUAAAUAAAGUUAUUAGUAAAACUGGA
Messenger RNA from Jaculus jaculus (lesser Egyptian jerboa), 4177 nucleotides. RefSeq names its product glucocorticoid induced 1 (gene Glcci1). The coding region runs from base 5 to 1669 and encodes 554 amino acids. The transcript is spliced from 8 exons. Gene Ontology annotation, cellular component: cytoplasm. NCBI's taxonomy places the organism in Eukaryota, Metazoa, Chordata, Mammalia, Rodentia, Dipodidae. The record is from RefSeq and is a predicted model, not a curated record.